AUGUUCUCUUAUGUUAAUGGCAACACCAUUCAAGAUAUACAAGCCCAACAACUCCUUACGAGAAUAGAUGAACAAUUGGAGCGGUGGAAUAAAAAGUAUGGAUCUAUCACUCAACCUACACGGCCGGAGACAUUCGUCUCUAGAGAAGCGUGGAAUUCCUCAAAUGUAAACUCUGCGACUACCUUAUAUGGAGAGUCUACACAUACUACUAAUAAUACGAAUAAUACUCCAACAGCAACAACAACAGCAGCUGCUGCUGCCGCAGUAGAGUCGAUAUCAGUCCCUAAUAAUGAGGAAAAACUUACCAGUUCAGUGUUACUCACACGUAUAGAUGGACUGGAAAAACAACUACGUGCUGCUGAGGAAGAUCGUGUAAAUCUUCGGCAGCUUCUUUCAGCUACAGAGCGUCGACUUUCAGAAGUCUUAACUGCUCAAAAGACACUUCAAAAUGAAUGGAUUUCAUUUCGUGAAGAGUUUUUAACAUUUUAUCGAAGGAAUAAUGAAGAUAACACAACAAUAUCAACAACCGCAUCUAAUAUAGAGUCUGAUAGAUAUCAUGGCACACAUUUCGUACAGAGACAAAAUAAUAAUAAUAAUAAUAAUAAUAAUAACAGCAAUAACAGUAGUAGUACCUUCUCUGGUCCUCCAACAGUUACUUCCACAGAGUUAGCAAACACACAAGGUGUUUCCUCGUCAAUUAGUUUUCUUAGAAAUGAAGGAACCCCUGGUGGGAUGCCGUUAAGGAAUGCUUCCGCAUUAGGUAUCGAACCUGCACAGCAACGCAGAAUGGUGUUAGAACAAUUAGCGCAUCGUCUUUCAAUUCCAUUUGGAUCCUGA
Molecule: messenger RNA, 837 nt
Organism: Trypanosoma theileri
Lineage: Eukaryota; Euglenozoa; Kinetoplastea; Trypanosomatida; Trypanosomatidae
Exons: 1
Coding region: 1-837 (278 amino acids)
Source: RefSeq, a predicted model, not a curated record